Messenger RNA from Punica granatum (pomegranate), 693 nucleotides. NCBI's taxonomy places the organism in Eukaryota, Viridiplantae, Streptophyta, Magnoliopsida, Myrtales, Lythraceae. The record is from the annotation of a RefSeq genome assembly.
AUGGCAAAAAAAAAGAAAUUAUUUCUUCCUCUUCUAUAUCUUACAUCUAUAGUAUUUUUGCCCUGGUGGAUCUCUCUCUCAUUUAAUAAAAGUCUUGAAUCUUGGAUUACUAAUUGGUGGAAUACUAGGCAAUCUGAAACUUUUUUGACUGAUAUUCAAGAAAAGAGUAUUCUCGAAAAAUUCAUAGAAUUAGAAGAACUCUUACUCUUGGACGAAAUGAUAAAAGAAGACCCGGAAACAGAUCUACAAACGCUUCGUAUCGGAAUCCACAAAGAAACGAUUCAAUUGAUCAAUAUGCACAACGAGGAUCAUAUCCAUACGAUUUUGCACUUAUCGACAAAUAUAAUCUGUUUCAUUAUUUUCAGUGGUUAUUCUAUUCUGGGUAAUGAAGAACUUGUUAUUCUUAACUCUUGGGUUCAAGAAUUCCUAUAUAACUUAAGUGACACAAUAAAAGCUUUUUCUAUUCUUUUAUUAACUGAUUUAUGUAUCGGAUUCCAUUCACCCCAUGGUUGGGAACUUAUGAUUGGCUAUGUCUACAAAGAUUUUGGAUUUGCUCAUAACGACCAAAUUAUAUCUGGUCUUGUUUCCACUUUUCCAGUCAUUCUAGAUACAAUUUUUAAAUAUUGGAUCUUUCGUUAUUUAAAUCGUGUAUCUCCAUCACUUGUAGUGAUUUAUCAUUCAAUGAAUGACUGA